Trichechus manatus latirostris (Florida manatee) is the source of this 1134-nucleotide messenger RNA. RefSeq names its product actin related protein T2 (gene ACTRT2). Bases 1 to 1134 code for a protein of 377 amino acids. Lineage: Eukaryota; Metazoa; Chordata; Mammalia; Sirenia; Trichechidae. The record is from RefSeq and is a predicted model, not a curated record. The transcript has a single exon.
AUGCUGAAUCCACACGUAUUGGAUUCUCCAGCUGUGGUUUUCGACAAUGGAUCGGGGCUCUGUAAAGCAGGCCUGUCGGGAGAGAUUGGACCCCGCCACGUCAUCAGCUCCAUCGUAGGGCAUCCAAAACUCAAGACAGCUUUGGCUGGAGCCAACCAGAAGAAGUACUUUGUGGGGGAGGAAGCGCUAUACAAGCAUGAGGACUUAUACCUGCACUGCCCCAUUGAGCGUGGCUUGGUCACAAGCUGGGACGACAUGGAGAAGCUCUGGACGCACCUUUUCGAGUGGGAGCUGGGGGUGAAGCCCAGUGACCGGCCCGUGCUCAUGACUGAGCCUUCCUUGAACCCCCGGGAGAACCGUGAGAAGAUGGCAGAGAUCAUGUUUGAGAACUUGAAUGUGCCUGCCUUCUACCUGUCAGACCAGGCAGUGCUGGCACUCUACGCCUCCGCCUGCGUCACAGGCCUGGUGGUGGACAGUGGGGACGGGGUCACUUGCACGGUCCCCGUCUUCGAGGGCUACUCCCUGCCACACGCAGUCACCAAGCUCUGUGUGGCAGGGAGCGACAUCACCGAGCACCUCACGCGGCUCCUCCUGGCCAGCAACCAGACCUUCCCCUGCAUGCUGCACAAGGCCCUGGUGAAUGACAUCAAGGAGAAAUUGUGCUACGUGGCCUUGGAACUGGACAAGGAGCUGUGCAGAAGGCCAGAAGAGAUCCUGAAAGAGUACAAGCUGCCGGACGGGAACAUUAUCCACCUCGGGGAUCAGCUCCACCAGGCGCCUGAGGCCCUCUUUGUGCCUGACAAGCUGGGCAUCCACAGCCCAGGACUCCCGAAAAUGGUCUCCAGCAGCAUCAUGAAGUGUGACACUGACAUCCAGAAGACACUCUUUGGGGAGAUCGUGCUGUCUGGGGGCACCACACUGUUCCCAGGGCUUGAUGACCGGCUCCUGAGGGAGCUGGAGCAGCUGGCUUCCAAGGGGACCCCCAUCAAGAUCACAGCCCCCCCUGACCGGUGGUUCUCCACGUGGAUCGGCGCCUCCAUUGUCACCUCUCUGAGCAGCUUCAAGCAGAUGUGGGUCACUGCAGCAGAUUUCAAGGAGUUUGGGACAUCCGUGGUUCAGAGGAGAUGCUUUUAG